UCAAAUACUUUUCGCAGCUAGCGGAAUCCUUUGAAAAUUGGGGAAUAUCACUUUUUUUCCGGCUCCUCGAUCGAUCAGGCAAUAGUUGUUCGUUGGUUUGACAGAUUUGAUCGAUCUUCAAUUCCUUAAAAAUAUUUGACGUAGUAAUAUCGCAAUACUUCCUGGGAGCGAGGUAAGAGGUCCAAUUGUGUUGCUGAGUGGAACGCGUGACGUCACACAUGUCAGAUGAACUUUUCAGAAUUUGUUUUAUUUAUACUCACCAAAGCUAGGAGAAAGCGGAGAACCCCAGACUACAGGUGAAGCGAUCUAGGGCAUUUAGGCCGCGUUCGCUUUAAAUACUCCAAUUGCUCUUACUACCGGAGUUUUAACCGUUCAAGUUAUCAAGGAAAAUGGUUUUUGCUCUUCUAAGAAAAUCUCCAGAGCUUGUGCCUCUGUUUGUGAUCAUUGGAACUGGCUGUGCAGGGGCUGCUGUCUUCACGAUAAGACAAGCAACGAAAAAUCCUGAAGCAUGCUGGGAUAAGAAAAAUAAUCCCCAUCCAUGGCUCAAUGUCAAGCAUAACGAACAACUGAAGCUAUACAGUCACACAGACUACUCAAAGAUUGAAAAUGUCAGGCCUGAAGCCUCAUGAGUUUAACACUACACCAAAAAGGAAAUGAUAGCACGUUGAUGAACUCAAUCUGGUUUGCACUUUUCAAGAACUAUUAUAGUAGUUUAAUUUGCAAUAAUUUAAGAGGAUACACACUCAGCCCUAUGUACACUAAAAAAUGCAAGGAAGCUUCAAAGGGACAUUCAUGUUUACAACACAGUGAAAAGAAGAUCUUAGACUUUUUCUUUGAAUGGAAAAAAGCAUUGAUGUUGAAACUACUGUGGGUUUGACAUCGGAAAAUUGAAGUUUGAGUUUUGAAAAUGAAAAUAUGAUUUCUGAAACUGAGAAAACAAGCUCAAUUUUUUAAUCUAUUUGUAUGAAUUGCUCUGACUCCAGAUGAAAGCACUUUUUCUCACUUUAGAUGAACAGGAUUUCCCUUUUCACGGCUUCUAUCCAAAAAGUAAUGCUAAUGCUUAAUGCUAAUAAUUAAUAUCAGUUAAUUUGCAAUUUAAAUUAUGUAAUCAGAGUGAUAAUUAUUAACAAUACUAGAAUUAGCACUUUUCAACUCCAAAGGCCACUUUAGUAGUCUAUAAACUUCAGAUUUUCAAAUUAUUUACUAAACAGCUCAUUGUCUAGAAUGUUUAAUAGCAAUUUAUCAUAUGGCUUGUGUUUGUACCAAAGGCACCCUGAUUGGCUAAUUCUUGGGCAUAAUUCUCUUGUAAUGCACACAGGCCAAUUACGGGCCUGCAAACUGAAAGCAAAAGGUAAUUAAGAAACCAUUGCGUGAGAGUGAAUUCUAUUACCUUGACGAGCUACAAUUUCAGGGGAAAAGCAAACUCCCAGAGUUAAAUUACAAAUGCAUUGGUGCUGUACAGGAUGAAGGAAACAGCUUAACAGCUUUUUAAAAGCCAUAUAAUAAACUACCUAAUUUUAACCUCAAAAUAUGUUCUGUCUUUACAGGAAAACCUCAAACCUUGCUGCAAGGUCCUGGUUUGAGUUUUCCUCAUGAAUACCUCACUCUCAGUUAGUAAAUUACUUCCAAGUUAUUUGCAGAUCAGAAAGAACUUUCAAACCAGCACUAAAGAACUAUUUUUCUGCAGGUUAUGGCACCCUGACUACAUUAAACAUUUUGAUACCAAAAUACACAAAUUUAUAUGGCACAUUGUUUGAUAGACUGCAUGCAACUAACACUUCUCAGCAAGACGCAGCGAGACCUUGAGGACAAAAACAAGCAAAAGGAAAGAGCAUGGUUAUUCAUUUCUCUUGUUUGUAUCUCUCGGCCUUAGCUGCAUGUAGGUUAACAAAGAAUGUAUCUUGUAAAGAAAAAACGAAUGAACUUAGUACAACAACUUUAACUUGUAACUAUACCCUUAAAUGUUUUGUACCGGCCCAUUGCUAGCUUUGUUUUGUACCGCAGUUAUAAAGUUUGUAUGAGAAGUGACAAAUUAAAGGAAAUACUGUAUGUGGUCGAUGAAAGAACGCCAAGUAAAUAAAUAGCCAGUAUGUAGAAAAA
Messenger RNA from Orbicella faveolata, 2100 nucleotides. RefSeq names its product cytochrome c oxidase subunit FA4-like. The record is from RefSeq and is a predicted model, not a curated record. Gene Ontology annotation, cellular component: respiratory chain complex IV. Lineage: Eukaryota; Metazoa; Cnidaria; Anthozoa; Scleractinia; Merulinidae.